GAUAACAAAACGAUUAGAGCUUUCAGUUUGUUAUGGUCCGAGACGAGUGAUGAAAUGGUUGCAACUGGUGCAAGACUUGUUGCAAAAGAUCGUAUGAUUCAUAUUCAACUGAGAGAAGCUAAACUUUUGCCAUUUGGAGAAAUUGAUAAAACAACUGAGCGAUGGGUACCACUUCCGACAUUUAAAUAUCGUUAUAAUUUUCCAAAGUGGGCAACUUAUCCAAAUGGCACGGAAUUUUCAUUUGAAGAAAAUGUACAUUUUGUGCCAAUACAAUAUCUUUUUUCAAAAAAUAUAUGCUUACAAAAAGUUACCUUCGAUGGAAAACAUUUAAUAACUGAAAAUCAAUUUAUUUCUAUCAGAUCAUCAGACUUGAUUAAAGAUGCAUCACAAACAACAAUUCCAUUUUUUGAUCUUUUAGAAGUUGCACCUGAAAUUAGUGUACCAAUUUCGGGGAUUGAGCUAUUUCACAAGGGACAAUUUGAUGGUACAUCUGGUGGUUAUAUUUCCCUGAAAAUUUAUCCAAUAAAUUUAACUAUGUAUAUGAAUCCACCACUGAAUCCUGACAUUUCUAAUAUUUUAAAUUUAACAAUAUCUGAAUUUGAAAGUCAAAAAUAA
This is a messenger RNA of Aphidius gifuensis, 615 nucleotides long. RefSeq lists its product as uncharacterized. NCBI's taxonomy places the organism in Eukaryota, Metazoa, Arthropoda, Insecta, Hymenoptera, Braconidae. The record is from RefSeq and is a predicted model, not a curated record. The transcript is spliced from 3 exons. The coding region runs from base 55 to 615 and encodes 186 amino acids.